AUGAUGAGAAAAGUUGAUAAACCGAAUUUGAUAUUUCGGAAAGCGAAAAUGGCGAGAAAAAGUGUUGAAAAAUAUGCAGCAAAAAAAAUUUCCGUUCCUGAAAUCGCCGGUGUUGCACUAUUCGGAAUUCAUUCGGUUCUAGAAGCAUUGAGAGCGAAUCGGAGAGAAUUCCAUAAAGUUUACGUGAAGAAGAAUAUUGAAAAACGAGCAGAUUCUGAUCCACGAAUUGCCGAAAUUCUCAGAAAAUGCGAUGAAUUGAAUGUGGUGAAUGAGUUUUUGAGCGAUGAUCAACUCGAUAGACUCACAGAAUUUCAGUUACACAACGGAUUUUGUAUGGAUGCUUCUAGCCUCAAAUUCCAAGACUAUGAGCCGAAACAACUUUCGGUGUUCAUUGAUCGAGUGCUGGAUCCAAGGAAUGUUGGUGCAAUCGGUCGAUCAAGCUGGUUUUUUGGAGCUGACGGGAUUUCCUACGCUAAAGGGCAAGGACCUAAAUCGAUAACACCAUCAAUGAGCAAAUCAUCAUGUGGAGCUCUCGAACAUUUGCCAGUUCAGCGUGUCAAAGAUUUCUUCGAAUUUCGUGAGAACGUGAAGGAUGCCGGUGGAGAAAUCGUUGCCACUUGCGAUCCCCAAUCAGCAUUAAAAAUUGGUCUCAAAGCGAAAACGAUUCGCGAAUGGCAACCUCACAGAAAUGUUGCAAUUGUAUUAGGAGACGAGGGAAUUGGGAUCAACGAGAAGAUUUUAGACCUUUGCGAUACAGUUGUAUCGAUAUCGCCGGCAAGACCUGAUAUUUCGAAUGUUACCUCGCUAAAUGUUUCAGUAGUCGCCGUCAUAUUAAUUGGAGCAGCAGAAGCAGCUGGCGAAUUGUGUUCGAAUGGCGCAAAACCUGGAGAUUCAUGUCAACUGAUUCCUUCGAGUGGCUAUGAAUGUAAAGGAAAUUCUUCGGCGGCAAAACGCUGGUGCGAAAAUUUCAACGGAACUCAUAAAUGCUGUGAAAAGGCGGUUUCAGUUUGUGCUGACAAAAGCUCACAUUGUAGACUGACGAAACAUUUGUGUGAAAGUAAAGCGAGUUUCAAAUUAAUGAAAUCGAAAUGCGAGUAUACAUGUGGAUUCUGCAACUUAUCGACAUUUGAAGAAGCUCAACUAACGCGCAAUCAAAGCUUCGGGCUUUUCCAGGAAUGCGAAGAUCCACGAAAAUGUGUGUUUCCGAGUAAAAAGCUCGAAUUCAAUGAGACAAUUGCGGUCAAUUUGGAAUCUAAUACGACGAGAGUGGAAUCGAUUAAAAAAGAAUUCAACACCACUACGCCAAAAGAUGCAAUUACCACUCGAAGCUCUCCCUUAACCUCCUCUGCGACAACUUACGAUCCGAAUGAGUCCUUGAAGACACUUGCCACACGAAAGAGAGAAGAAGAGAAAUUGAAUAUCACAACGACAUCGUCUUAUGAAGCUCGGAAAGUGAAGCUGGAAGAGCUGAUGACAACAACGGAUCGUCUUCCGGUUAUCACAACCGCCGAAUCGACGAGCUCGCUGGCAACAUCGCUAUCGAAGACAGUGAUUCGCGGGACUUGCUUCGACGAAUACAUCUAUUGUCGCGAAUUCUCGGCGCUUUGCUCGCAUCCAGCAUUUUCCGAUGUGAUGGCCUCGCAUUGCUCGUUGACAUGUGGAAGGUGCGAUGAGAUCGAGCGCAUCGAGACAGGCAAAGAAGAUUGCGCCGAUAUUACACUAGAAUGUGCAUCGUACACUGAUUUGUGCACAAAUUCGAAAUACAAAGUGCUCAUGCAAAAGUAUUGCCCGAGAUCGUGCGGCCACUGUAUUCCAAUGUGUCGUGAUAGACAUAAGAAUUGCAAACAAUUCGCUGAAGACGGAUUCUGCGAAGAUCAAAUGUACACAAAGGAUGAGAUCCAGUAUCUCUGCGGUGCCACGUGUAAACUAUGCUGA
This is a messenger RNA of Caenorhabditis bovis, 1935 nucleotides long. The record is from the annotation of a GenBank genome assembly. NCBI's taxonomy places the organism in Eukaryota, Metazoa, Nematoda, Chromadorea, Rhabditida, Rhabditidae.